UUCUCCACAGAAGUUUAAGGUGUGGUGCAGCAGGGUGCAACGCUUCUGACAAAAGAUCCAGAACCGUCUUCCAUCAUGGCAUCUCUGUGGGACGACCUGGACAGCCUUGUGAAUUCUCCUACAUCCGUCCAGACUGGAGAGAGAGGAACCGUCAAGCCUGAAGCAAACUUUGAUGCAGAGGAGGAUGCUGCAGCUUUGAGGGAGGCCAUUGAAGGACUUGGCACUAAGGAGGACGUGGUGAUCGAAAUCUUGACACACAGAAGCAACGCUCAGAGGCAGCUCAUCUGUGAAGCUUAUCGAGGAGCCACCGGCAGAACGUUGGAGGAGGACCUGAAAGGGGACACCAGCGGCGACUUUGAGGACCUGCUGGUGGCGCUCAUCACCCCGCCGGCCGUGUACGACUGCCAUGAAGUGAUGCGGGCCAUGAAGGGAGCCGGUACUGAAGACAGCGUCUUGAUCGAAAUCUUCGCCUCCAGAUCCAACCAGCAAAUCAGAGCUCUAAAGGAAGUCUAUCUGAAAGAAACAGAAAAGGAGCUGACUCUCGACCUGAAGAGUGAAGUUUCUGGAGAUUUUGCAGACGCGCUGCUCCUUCUGGCUGAGGGUGCGAGGGCCGAAGACGCUGCAGCCGAUGUGGAGAAGGCCAAAGAAGACGCCAAGGUCCUUUACAGCGCCGGGGAGAAGAAGUGGGGCACCGAUGAGUCCAAGUUCAUCGACAUCCUCUGCCAGAGAAGCGUCCCUCAGCUUCGGCAGACUCUUGUUGAGUACAGGAACAUCAGUGGAAAGACUCUGCAGCAAAGCAUCGAGGGAGAGAUGUCAGGAGAGUUGGAGGAGCUGCUGGUGGCCGUUGUGAAAUGUGUGAAGAGCCUACCGGCUUAUUUUGCAGAACGCCUCCACAAGAGCAUGAAGGGUGGCGGCACUGACGAGUCCACUUUGAGCCGGAUCAUGGUGGCUCGCUCCGAGAUCGACCUCUUGGACAUCAGAGCCGAGUUCAAGAAGCUAUACGAGUACUCUCUGAUCUCUGCCAUUGCUUCAGAGGCGUCGGCUGAAUACGGUGAAUGCAUGAAGGCGCUCUGCGGAGGAGACGACUGACCUGGCGUCCACCACGGACCGAGAAGGACCCCUUCGUUUACUCUUCAGACCUUCUGUUCCUCUUGUUUAAUGUAUCUUCCGAGAGGAGAGGACAUCCAUACAGUUAGUUAAUGAUGCCAAAAAAAAUUGUUACAUUAAAAAAUGAAUGGAAGUGAAAAAAAAGUUAACAGGAAUAAGGUUAUAAUGCUUAAUAAACCAACUUGAAAGCUAA
This is a messenger RNA of Cololabis saira (Pacific saury), 1300 nucleotides long. It is a transcript of the gene anxa3a, whose product is annotated as annexin A3a. Lineage: Eukaryota; Metazoa; Chordata; Actinopteri; Beloniformes; Belonidae. The record is from RefSeq and is a predicted model, not a curated record. Gene Ontology annotation, molecular function: calcium ion binding; phospholipase inhibitor activity; calcium-dependent phospholipid binding. Gene Ontology annotation, cellular component: cytoplasm. The transcript has 14 exons. The coding region runs from base 76 to 1089 and encodes 337 amino acids.